UCAGCCAAUCAUGCGCUUCGGGCGAUCGGGCCCAUUCUCUCCGUUCCCCCGCGGGUGGAGAAGACGGACCCUCUUCACGAUCUGGCGCAGAUCCAUUUCGCGGGUUUGUCGGCGACCUUUCGCGCUCAGCAAGAGCGCGCCUCGAUGCGCGCCAAGAUGAAGGCCGACGAGGCGCAAAUCGUGCAGCUGGAGGGGAAGGUCCUCGGGGCGAACAAUCGCGCGGAGGACGCUACCUCUAAGGCCAACGAGGCACUGGAGUCACUCGGCCUUUUGCAGAGCCGAUUGGCCGCGGACGUUGAGGCGGCCAAAGAGCAGGUGCGGAACGAGGAGCGCACUGCUCUCCGAGAAGAACUGGAAGUCUCCUUUUCUGAGAGAUUGCGCAAAGCUCGCGAGGAGUUCCAGAAGGAG
Messenger RNA from Linum tenue, 408 nucleotides. The record is from the annotation of a GenBank genome assembly. NCBI's taxonomy places the organism in Eukaryota, Viridiplantae, Streptophyta, Magnoliopsida, Malpighiales, Linaceae.